Messenger RNA from Coccinella septempunctata (seven-spotted ladybird), 1129 nucleotides. RefSeq lists its product as uncharacterized. NCBI's taxonomy places the organism in Eukaryota, Metazoa, Arthropoda, Insecta, Coleoptera, Coccinellidae. The record is from RefSeq and is a predicted model, not a curated record. The transcript is spliced from 3 exons. The coding region runs from base 480 to 848 and encodes 122 amino acids.
UAUAUCAAUUAAUUUCGUUCAGACUAAUGAUAGAGCCAUUUCGCUAAUUAUUUCGAUGUGAUUUCUAUUUUUUCAAAUUUGUUGGUUAGCAUUAGCAGAUAUUAUAAAGCACUACCCAAAAUUUCCUUUAUCAUUAAAAAAUUGGUUUUACACAAUUAAUUCCAAAUGGUCGAAAUGACUGUUUGUCAUUAGGACAGGCAGCAAGCACUGAUUUUUGCAUUAUCUACAACGGCUCUCGGUCCCAUUAUUUCAACUGACCAGAUACUUAAGAUAAUUCGAUACCCCCUCUCAUAAUUUAAAUGACACAUCUAAUAAUGAUCAAAAAUCACCUGACAAACCUUACUGAAAGUAUAAAAAGAAAAAUAUUACAAGCACUAUCACAUUUCGAGUUCAGUUCUCCAACAAAGUUCUAGUUGAAACAAACAUUUUUUUGACCAUCACUAUUGUUGCUAAUAAAGUUCACUGACGCAGUUAUAAAUAUGUCUUUCGCAAGGAGCAAACGAUUCAACGAAAAUGAAGAAGUUACUCCUGGACCCGGCCAAUACCAGAAUGAAUGGGGUUGUAUUGGCAGAGAUUCUAUUAAAUAUAGAAUUAAUACAACCCCUCGAUUCCCAGAAGAGUGUAGGCGCAGGAUAUGCAUUGGGUGCGCCUGUGCCGAUGUUACGAACAAAACAUUUUCAAAAAAUCAGUUUCUCAUGUACACCCCGCCCAGCUACAAUGUGAGAAAUAUCACAUUUAGAAAAAGGAGGACCAAUGGAUUCGAGUUCAGGAGGGCCCUCCGUGAUUUAAUUCUGUUUAGAAAGAAAAAUGGUCCCAUCAUAUAUCCGAUGAUGUUAUGCAAUCAAUGAUUCUGAAAUCAGAAAAAAAUCAUGGAGGAGAAUAUAGGUACCCUUUCAUUCAUCUCAUAUCCACUGAUAUGCGAUGAAUGAAGAUCAAGAUCAUGGAAUCUUCGUAUUCACCGAUUUCCCUCAGUAGAGGGAAAAGCACCACAGCGAAUCAGGAGGUUAAAAGAAGGAUGUUGAUGGAUAGGAGGACGACAUAUCUUUAUCGAAGAAAACUUUUGGAAUUGUAUGGACAUAUGUGAAACGGGCGCCACCGGAUAUAUGAAUAUAUCGGAUAACAGACUGGA